UCAAACCAUUUCACAACUAUAUCAAACACCUUCAUCAUCAAAUCAAUCAUCAAACACUCUACACACAAAACCUCCUCUAAUUCCUUUGAUCCCUGUUCAUAAUCCUAAGUAAAACCUUCUUAGUUUUGAUUUCCACCAGUUUUUUCCCUUCUGCGUUUUCGCUCUUUUUCCAUCAAUGGAUCAAGAAAUUGAUGUUCCUUCAUUUUUCAUCUGCCCCAUUUCUCUGGAAAUCAUGAAAGACCCCGUCACAAUUACAACCGGGAUAACCUACGACCGGGAGAGCAUCGAGAAAUGGCUAUUCUUGAGCAAGAACAACACCUGCCCCGUCACCAAACAAGUGGUUUCGGACUCUGACAUCACCCCAAACCACACUCUCCGCCGGCUGCUCCAAGCUUGGUGCACCUUGAACGCUUCUCACGGCAUCGAGCGGAUCCCUACUCCGAAGCCGCCUGUCAGCAAAACCCAGAUCGCCAAGCUCUUCAGAGAAGCCAAAAAGUCUCCACAGUGCUUGUCGAAAUGCCUUAGAGAGAUCCGGUCCAUGGCGUCCCACAGUGAAGCCAACAAGAGAAGCAUCGAAGCCGCCGGCGCAAGCGAGUUCUUGUCUUCCAUGAUCAUCAACAACGUCAGAAACAACAACAAUGUUGAAAGCGAAGAAGCUUUGAGCAUCCUCUACAACCUCAAUCUCAGCGCAGACGCACUCAAAACAUUUGUAGGCAAAGAAGGGGAGUUUAUCGAGGCCUUGAUCAAGCUCAUGCAACGUGGAAGCUACGAGUCUCGAGCUUAUGCAGUGAUGUUAUUCAGAUCAAUGUUCGAGGUGGCUGACGACCCAAUGAAGAUGACAAACUUAAGACCUGAAUUCUUCAUCGAAGUCGUUCAGGUCUUAAAUGAUCAGAUCUCACAGCAGGCCUCAAAAGCCACAUUGCAGCUGCUCAUCAAGCUCUGCCCUUGGGGACGAAACCGAGUCAAGGCCGUCGAAGCCGGGGCGGUUAAAGUCUUGAUCGAGCUUCUCCUUGAUACAUCUGCAGACAGGAGGACCUUGGAUGUGAUUUCGAAGAAGAUAAUGAGAGUUUCGAAGGUGGGGAGCGAGAGGGCUGUGAGGAUUUUGUUCUCCAUUUGCAAGUUCUCGGCGACCCCGAGUGUUUUGCAGGAGAUGAUGCAACUGGGUGUUGUGGCAAAGCUGUGCUUGGUGCUUCAAGUGGACAGUGGGAGCAAGACCAAGGAGAAGGCCAGAGAGAUCUUGAAAUUGCAUGCAAGGACAUGGAAGAACUCUACUUGUAUACCAAGCAGUUUGGUUUCUUCUUAUCCUUCAUAGAGAUUGAGAAAGAAGUGCGGCUUUCUCUAUAUAUUUUCAGUAAUUUUCCAUUUUUGUGUACAUAUUGGAUAGUUGGUUAUGAUAAAAAUAUAUAUACAGAUUAACGGGCAAGUCCCUUAAAUGUUUGAUCACAUUCGUAUGGAUUUUGUUCUGUUUUGGUUCAUGGU
Prunus mume (Japanese apricot) is the source of this 1479-nucleotide messenger RNA. Its product is annotated as E3 ubiquitin-protein ligase PUB23-like. The record is from RefSeq and is a predicted model, not a curated record. Gene Ontology annotation, biological process: protein ubiquitination. NCBI's taxonomy places the organism in Eukaryota, Viridiplantae, Streptophyta, Magnoliopsida, Rosales, Rosaceae. Gene Ontology annotation, molecular function: ubiquitin protein ligase activity.